Aureobasidium subglaciale EXF-2481 is the source of this 1371-nucleotide messenger RNA. RefSeq lists its product as uncharacterized. Bases 1 to 1371 code for a protein of 456 amino acids. The transcript has a single exon. The record is from RefSeq and is a predicted model, not a curated record. Lineage: Eukaryota; Fungi; Ascomycota; Dothideomycetes; Dothideales; Saccotheciaceae.
AUGGCGACUUCCUCGUCCAACUCUUCCCCUCAACACUCGCCCUUUCCAGACACGCCUAUUGCUCUGGCUCGACCGAAUUCCGCCGCCGUCCGCUCAAACAACUACGACAACUACAACCAAGCAUUCUCAGAAGACACUUCUUACACAAACUCUUAUACUCCCUCGACGACAACCUCUGUCUCAAACUCUCUCUCCUACUCGUCGCGCACUGUAUCCGCCGCCUUUGGAAAGCAAGUCCUGUCUGCCAUUUCGGAAAACGUGAAGUCGCCUGGUCUUGUCGCAACUGUUGGUUCUCUGUCCCGCAAGGCUUCUCUCCACGCUCGUGCAAGGUCGCUGGUCAGCUUUGUACCUGCCUUCAAUCCUACCGAUACAGAGGAGCAACACGGUUCAGCCAGGUCGCCGCCGAGAAAAGGCCCUUCUUUUACCGACAUCUUUACACCUCGUCGUUCAUCGCUUGCUCCCUCGGAACCUGAAGAAGAGUCGGAAUACAUCAUGUCUUACAAGUCAUCCUUCACCGGUGGCUCGGGUCGCAUACCGGAACCUCAGGUCGCUGCGCCAAAAGCCACCGGUCUCGCAGCUCGCAGCUUUUCCUGGUUUGGCUCAAUGAAGAACGCUCCUGUUUCUGUCCCGUCAACGUCAUCAGAAAGCACAGUCGGCAUGGACCUUCUCAACCCACCAACUUCGUUGCUCUUCCCCGUAGGCCUGCCUGCCGACAAAUCAUCCGCCACCUUUGACGAACUCCUCCACAACGCCGAGUUCCUAAUCAGUCGUCUCCAAACCGCAUAUAAAGAACAGACCUCUGCCCUCCAAGCCGCCCUCGCUGAGCGAGAAGCACAAUCCGAAGAGACCGAAGAAGCAUCCACGCGCGCUCAACACCUGAAGUUGCAACUCGAGAACCUGGCUGCGCAAUCUGCAGAACAGGCAGCUACAAAUCGUGCUUUGGCAGAGGAAUUGGCAGCGGAAAAACAACGCAGACAUGAGGACCGCGAACACUACGAACGUAUGGCACGCCAAAAUGAUCUUACACCCCGCCGUAAUCGUCACAGUGGCGCUAGUUCCCUGCAUAGCGACAGUGGGUUUGAAUCCGAAGCCGAUACAGCGGAAUCCUGCUCUAGACCAUUGACACCGACUUCACCCAAUCCCAACAACUACGCUUUCAACGGCUCAGAGAGGUGGAGCUCAGCCAUGGAGCCAAUCAAGGAAGUUAUCCGUCCUGUAUCCAGAGAUUCAGUGACUGCUAGAAUCCCCGGUCGCACAUGCGAGAUUGACGCUGGCGUCUGGAACUUCAUGAGAGACGAAAAGAUGCGUUUAGAACGCAGGGUUCAAGAGUUGGAAGGUGUGCUUGACGGAUGUCUUGAUUUGAUUGCAUAA